Molecule: messenger RNA, 264 nt
Organism: Mycotypha africana
Lineage: Eukaryota; Fungi; Mucoromycota; Mucoromycetes; Mucorales; Mycotyphaceae
Exons: 1
Biological process (GO): mRNA splicing, via spliceosome; spliceosomal snRNP assembly; P-body assembly
Cellular component (GO): spliceosomal tri-snRNP complex; U6 snRNP; P-body
Molecular function (GO): U6 snRNA binding
Source: RefSeq, a predicted model, not a curated record
AUGCUUCCUCUUUCACUUUUACACACUGCAGCAGGUCACCCCAUGCUCGUCGAGCUCAAAUCAGGAGAAACAUUCAAUGGUCAUCUUGUCAACUGUGACAACUGGAUGAAUUUAACCCUACGUGAAGUCAUUCAAACAUCAGCAGAAGGAGAUAAAUUUUGGCGAUUACCCGAAUGUUAUAUUCGAGGCAAUACAAUCAAAUAUCUGAAUGUGCCAGAAGAAAUUAUUGAUAUGGUGAAAGAAAAUGAAGAUAGACAAAGACAG